This is a messenger RNA of Paramecium primaurelia, 725 nucleotides long. Lineage: Eukaryota; Ciliophora; Oligohymenophorea; Peniculida; Parameciidae. The record is from the annotation of a GenBank genome assembly.
AUGAAUUCAACUUAAUAACCGUCAAACACAACUCCAAAUUAAAUGAGAUAACACUCUAAGUCAUUUUCUGUGUCUGCUACUUAAAAACUUAGUUAGUAAUAAAAAAAAAUUGAAAGAUCUUAUGAAGAAAUUAUAGCAGAAAAACAAUUAUCUAAUGUAGAACAAUAAAGACUUACAUCUGUUUUCAAUUACCUUUUAACUUUUAAUAAUGAAAAGAUUAAAUUAUCUGAACCUGGAAUAACAGCAGAAACCUUAAUGAAUGCACUUGAAAAAGUUGAUUAUAUAUUACCAAUUAAAGAAGCAGAAUUAUUCAUUUGGGAAAUAGAUGAAGAUGGAGAUAAAGUUAUAUAAUUUUAUGAAUUUCAAAUGAUGUAUAAAAGAUGCAUCUUUGAUCCUACAUUAUUAGAACCUAGGUACAUUUUGUAAUAAUAAUUAGAAAUUUAUUUAAUAUUGUUUAGUUCUUUAUGUAUGAUAAAGCAAAACAUGGCAAGAUAACAGUAGAAGAUACAUUAGAAUUAUUGUUUGUGCGUCAUGGAAGAGGAGGUUUAGAUGAAGAGAUUUAAGCUAUAUUUGGUAGAGAAGAAAAAAAUAGUGAUGGAACUGAAAAAACAUUAAGUUUUACAGAAUAUUAUGAGAAAACAAGAAUUAGAGAUUUUUAAAGAAGAAAGGAGGCAGAAUAAGCAAGAAAGGAAGUUAAACUUCCAUUACUUGAUGAUAAAAAAUGA